Colletotrichum abscissum is the source of this 2067-nucleotide messenger RNA. RefSeq lists its product as uncharacterized. The record is from RefSeq and is a predicted model, not a curated record. Gene Ontology annotation, biological process: Mo-molybdopterin cofactor biosynthetic process. Lineage: Eukaryota; Fungi; Ascomycota; Sordariomycetes; Glomerellales; Glomerellaceae. Gene Ontology annotation, molecular function: GTP 3',8'-cyclase activity; metal ion binding; cyclic pyranopterin monophosphate synthase activity. The transcript is spliced from 2 exons. Bases 1 to 2067 code for a protein of 688 amino acids.
AUGAGACACAGCAUAUCAUGGCCUCGCACUGCCUUGCGCAGCAGCGGCCAGCUAUCACAGCGAUGCAGACCAUCACAGUCGGCAUGCAUACCUCACACGCACACGCAAAGGAGGUGUCUGAAUGCGGCUGCCGCUGCAGCCCAAGUCACACCGAGCUCCCAACACCAACCACUCACCACCCGCCGGCGUCUCAUCAAGGAUGCGAAGCCCUUCUCCGACUUCCUCACCGAUACCUUCCACCGCCAGCAUGACUACCUCCGCAUUUCCGUCACGGAACGCUGUAAUCUUCGCUGCCUUUACUGCAUGCCCGAAGAAGGCGUGCCGCUCUCCCCGACAAAGGAACUUCUCACCACCCCGGAAAUCGUCCUGCUCUCCUCCGUCUUCGUCUCCCAGGGGGUGACCAAGAUCCGCCUGACGGGCGGCGAGCCCACGGUGCGCCGCGACAUCGUCCCGCUCAUGCACCAGAUCGGCGCCCUCCGGCCCCACGGCCUCCGCGAGCUGUGCCUGACCACAAACGGCCUCUCCCUCCACCGCAAGCUCGACAGCAUGGUCGAGGCAGGGCUCACCGGCGUCAACCUGAGCCUCGACACUCUGGACCCGCACAUGUUCCAGAUCAUGACCCGGCGCAACGGCUUCGACGCCGUGAAGAAGAGCAUCGACCGCAUCUUUGCCCUCAACAAGGCCGGCGCGGGCAUCAAGUUCAAAAUCAACUGCGUCGUCAUGCGCGGCCGCAAUGACGCCGAGAUCGGGCCCUUUGUCGAGAUGACGCGCGACAAGGACGUCGAGGUCCGCUUCAUCGAGUACAUGCCCUUUGACGGCAACAAGUGGAACAAGGGCAAGAUGCUGGGCUACGCCGAGAUGCUCGACGUCAUCCGCGAGACGUAUCCCACCUUGGCCAAGGUCGAGGACCACAAGAACGACACGAGCAAGACGUGGCACGUCCCCGGGUUCGCGGGCAGGAUCGGCUUCAUCACGAGCAUGACGCACAACUUUUGCGGGACGUGCAACCGGCUGCGCAUCACGAGUGACGGGAAUCUCAAGGUGUGCUUGUUUGGCAACACCGAGGUCUCGCUGCGGGAUAUCCUGCGAAAGUCCAACGGCGGCGAGCCCAUUGACGAGGCGGCGCUCGAGGCGAUGAAGCAGAUUGAGAUGGACCGCCGGCAAGGGCUGGCAGACGCUGGGAAGCCGCUGGGCGCAGCGCUCAACGAGGCGGAGCUCUUGGACGUCAUUGGUAUGGCUGUCAAGCGGAAGAAGGAGAAGCAUGCGGGUAUUGGUGAGCUGGAGCACAUGAAGAACAGGCCGAUGAUCUUGAUAGAUUCUCAACCGCUUCAACCUUCUCGUCUGUCGUCUCACACCAGGGUCUUCAAGCCAAUGUCCAUGAGCACGCCCAUCAGCCUCACCCAGGCACCUUCACGCCGUCCUCUCGCCGUGCCAGGGGUACCCAUCCACCUCCUAUCCGCAACACCACAUCACCACGCUCAACUCAGGCCCUUCUCCGCAACCACCCGCCGCCGCAACGAUGACUCCGACAAGAAGAGCAAGGACACCAACGACAAAUACAAUGACACACAAACCCCCAAACCAUCCCUAACGCACAUCUCCCCCACAGGCUCAGCCCACAUGGUCUCCAUCGCCGCCAAACUCCCCACAGCACGCAUCGCAAAAGCAGCCUGCACAAUAACCUUCUCCUCCCCAUCCGCCAUAAACCUCAUCCGCGCCUCCCAGAUGAAAAAGGGCGACGUCCUCGGCACGGCGCGAAUCGCGGGCAUCAUGGCCGCCAAGCGCACGCCCGACAUCAUCCCGCUGUGCCACCCGAUCCUGCUCUCUCACAUCGGCGUCGAGGUCGAGCCGGCCAGCGACGCUGAAGACGAGACGGUGAUUUGCGUCGAGGCGACAGUCGAGUGUGAGGGCAAGACGGGGGUCGAGAUGGAGGCUUUGACUGCUGCUGGGGCGGCGGCGAUGACGGUGUAUGAUAUGUGUAAGGCUGUGGAUAAGGGGAUGGUUAUUGGGGGGUUGAGGGUUGUUUUGAAGGAUGGGGGGAAGAGUGGGCGGUGGGAGAUGCCUUAA